AUGAAGGUUGUCGCUGCUUUCCUCCUCGCCGUUCUCGGCGGAAACGCUAAUCCUUCUGCUGAUAAUAUCAAAGAUAUCAUCGGAGCGGUUGGUGCUGAUGUUGAAGGAGACAGCAUUGAGCUACUUCUGAAAGAAGUGAGUGGUAAAGACAUCACCGAGCUGAUUGCAGCAGGUAGGGAGAAGUUGGCCUCUGUGCCAUCAGGUGGUGGUGUGGCUGUUGCAGCUUCUCCAUCAAGCGGUGGUGCCGCCUCUGCUCCUGCUGCUGAAGAGAAGAAAGAAGCCAAGAAGGAAGAGAAAGAAGAGUCCGAUGAUGACAUGGGAUUCAGUCUCUUCGAGUAG
Messenger RNA from Thlaspi arvense, 339 nucleotides. The record is from the annotation of a GenBank genome assembly. Lineage: Eukaryota; Viridiplantae; Streptophyta; Magnoliopsida; Brassicales; Brassicaceae.